UCCCGGAUAAAUCUAUAUUAUCUCAGCCCAUCCCAAAUAUCGUCAGGAUCUAUAUACACUACACUAGUUCAGUAUAAGAUCUCUUGGUUCAUUCUCGAAGAAAGUUGGCUCCUGCACUCUUCGUUACGUACUGGGAAAAUCGGUAUCAUGCAUACAGGUCUCUGCAAGUGAUGUGAGGUUUAGUUCGUUUAGUGAUGAGUUGGUGUGUGUCAAUUUGAAUGUCUGGCAAUUUGACCUCUCGAGUGAUCAAUUGAUGCAGCACAAGAAGAACUUUUUUUCAGUGGGAACUGAGAAUAUUGAAGAUGAAACUACCGUUUGUUGGUGGUAUGGUUGCUGGGUGUCUGUCGACAGUAGGACUGAUUAGUUUUACCAAACUGGGGCUCAGAAAUUCUGAGGCACCUGUUGACGACUACCAGCAAUUUACGAAGUCGCCAAAAGCCCCAAUUGUAUCUCGAUCAUCAGGAGAAGAAAAUUCUAGAGUUGAUCAAGUCUUAUCAUUUGGUUGGCCCAGUGGUGGACGCAUUCAGAGAAAAUUAAAAAAUUAUGUCCUUGAAUACGACUGUGCUCGCAAAAUACCUGUUUGGGUGGCAGAACACCUGACAGUUGAAUCUCUUAAGGGUUCAGCCAACAGACAAGCUGCCAGGUUUAAGAUGGACCCUUCCAUACCAGAGGAAUUUUCAGCUCAGAACAGCGAUUAUCGAAGCUCUGGCUGGAGUCGUGGGCAUAUGUCUCCAGCAGGCAAUCAAAAGAUGUCUCAGGAAUCUAUGGAUGAAACAUUCUACCUCACAAAUAUUGUACCACAAGAUAUUCAAAAUAAUGGAGGAUUUUGGAAUAGAUUUGAAAUCUUUUGUCGUGACUUGACUGGGAUGUACGAGGAUGUAUGGGUUACAUCCGGGCCUCUCUUCCUCCCGACUCAACAAGAGGAUGGCAGGAAAAUGGUUACAUACGAGGUGAUUGGUGAGAAUGAGGUGUCUGUUCCCACACACCUCUACAAAGUUAUUGUAGCACGAAGUGGCAACGACACAGUUGCUGGGUCCUUUGUUGUGCCAAACAAACCUAUUGACUACUCACAUCACCUUAAGGAAUUUCAAGUGUCACUGGAUUACUUGGAGAAGAGAGUUGGUAUUAAGUUUUAUACCAAUAUGAAAAGAGACGAAGCAAAAGAUCUUUGUGAAGAUACAGGUUGCAAUCUGUUGUCCAAAACACAGAUGGAUCAGUUAAUCUUUACUCAGAGGCUGAAGAGGGUCAACAGUCUACAGAAGCUAAUAAAAUUAUGGAAGGAAAUUCAGGAGAGAGAGAUUCAUAUUGAUACAAAAAUACAAGAGCUCUAUCAAAAACGUUUGUUGGAUCUCUCUAGAAAAGACUCUGAAAUGGGAAAUUUGGUAACAGCUGUACAGACUGUUGAGGUACCUUGUCAAGAAGUGACUACAAUCAAACCUUUAAGUGAUAUGGACUCUACAUUUGAGCCACAAAUUUCAACACGAGUUGGAGCAAGUGGGUAAACAUUUUCAUCAAUAAAAAAAGAACUGUAAUCCAUUUAGUAUAAAAUAAAGUUUUUCAAAUGUU
This is a messenger RNA of Procambarus clarkii (red swamp crayfish), 1566 nucleotides long. RefSeq names its product nuclease EXOG, mitochondrial. NCBI's taxonomy places the organism in Eukaryota, Metazoa, Arthropoda, Malacostraca, Decapoda, Cambaridae. Gene Ontology annotation, cellular component: mitochondrial inner membrane; nucleus. Gene Ontology annotation, molecular function: metal ion binding; RNA endonuclease activity; nucleic acid binding. The record is from RefSeq and is a predicted model, not a curated record. Gene Ontology annotation, biological process: apoptotic DNA fragmentation.